UGUGGCUUACAUGACCAGUUGUUUAGGGGUCAUAAUGUUCUUGGAAAGGAACAUGAAAAUAAAUGGUCUGUAUCCAAAGAGAAAGACAGCACAUCACAGAAAUUGAAAGUGGACUCCAGUAGACCUCAACCAGGUAAUAAGGACCCCUCAAAGAAUCGUGUGUUGAACAAAAUUGCAGCUAUUGAGCAGCGAGUUUCUAAGACUUCUAAAGCAGUAGAAAUGCCUGCCAAGAAACCUUCCCAGGGUCAGGAGACCAUCAGGCCAAGCAGGGACGCCUCCACAGCUGGUGCACAAGGACACGUAUCCAGCGACAAUGUGUCUGGUAGGAGGGCAGGCUGGAAUGAUGACAAGAAAAAUCCAAUGAGAGAAGGCACAUUCACGACGGAUGCUGAGAAAGACCAGUCAGAAUUAUUUAAAGACGAACUUCGAAAUCAGUUGAACAACCGAGAACGUCAUCCGCAGCAGUUGGAGAAAGAAAGGGUGAGGAAAGAGGAGCGAGAGAAACGUCGUCUAGAAGAGCAGCGAAUGAGCGACCUAGAGCGUCGUCUGCAGCAGUUGGAGGUUGAACGGGUUAGGAAUGAGAAAGAGCAAGAGAACCGUCGUCUGGAGGAGCAGCGAGUGCGAAUGCAGCUUGAGUAUGAGGAGGAGAAGAAGAAGAUUAAGGCUAGAGAGGAGGAGUUGAACAACCGAGAACGUCAUCUAGAAGAGCAGCGAGUGAGUAUGCAGCUCGAGUAUGAAGAGGCACAGAAGAAGAUUAAGGCUAGAGAGGCAGAGGUACUAAAGCGUCAAGCAGACGAAAUGAAGAAGGAAGCAGAACAGAAGCGGCGAGAAGCAGAUGACGAGAAAUUGAGAAAGCAGCAGGAACAGAAAGAGCAAGAGAACCGUCGUCUGGAGGAGCAGCGAGUGCGAAUGCAGCUUGAGUAUGAGGAGGAGAAGAAGAAGAUUAAGGCUAGAGAGGAGGAGUUGAACAACCGAGAACGUCAUCUGCAGCAGUUGGAGAAAGAACGGGUGAGGAAAGAGGAGCGAGAGAAACGUCGUCUAGAAGAGCAGCGAGUGAGUAUGCAGCUCGAGUAUGAAGAGGCACAGAAGAAGAUUAAGGCUAGAGAGGCAGAGGUACUAAAGCGUCAAGCAGACGAAAUGAAGAAGGAAGCAGAACAGAAGCGGCGAGAAGCAGAUGACGAGAAAUUGAGAAAGCAUCAGGAACAGAUAGAGCGGAAAAGAAGGGAGCGGGAACAGGGCCUCAAACCAUAUACUGCAUCCAGUGAGGGGGCAAGCUGGAAUCCAGCAGGCAACCUGCAUUCCAGGGAGUCCACAGAGAAACAAGACUACCAUAAUGAGAAACCUGAGUGGUUAAAACUGCAGUCCACAAGGUCUGUGCAGGGGAAUCCAGACAAGGUAUUCACUGUCCAGUGGAAGUCUACCCACAAUGUGUCCAUACCAAGUGAUUCAGACAUAUGCUCUUUCACAGCCAUCUGUGUCCUCCCAGAUGGAAAGGUCCUGGUUGCAGACCACAGUAAUAAGAAAGUCAAGCUGCUGGACCAGCAGUACCAGGUGUUUAGUCACUGUGGUGUGACUAACAGAGUACUGGACAUGUGUCUCAUCACACCCAGUGAGGUUGCAGUGGCUGUGUAUGGUGAUAGUAAAAAACAUGAGGUCCAGUUUAUCACAGUCACACAGAGCAAGCUAGUUUCUGGCAGGAAGUUUCGGUUACAACAUGAAUGUAGUGGUAUUGCGCACUACCAGGGUGACCUGUUUAUCUGCUCUGGUGAAGCACUGUUCAAGUACACACUGAGUGGCAAACAGGUCUGCAGACUUUAUGAGAAUCAAUCAGAUGAAUUGACAGGGAUGGCACACUCCUGGCUACAUACUCAGACCCAGCACUAUGGCGCCCAUCUGGUCUACAUGUGA
This is a messenger RNA of Dreissena polymorpha, 1908 nucleotides long. RefSeq names its product golgin subfamily A member 6-like protein 1. The record is from RefSeq and is a predicted model, not a curated record. Lineage: Eukaryota; Metazoa; Mollusca; Bivalvia; Myida; Dreissenidae. The transcript has 13 exons. The coding region runs from base 220 to 1908 and encodes 562 amino acids.